CUGGUCCCCGAGCACGUUGUCAUGACAAAGGAAGAAGUGACUGAGCUGCUGGUGGUGAAGAUCAUCAGACCGAGCGAGACCGCGGGGCGUUACAUCACCUACAGGCUGGUGCAGUGA
Messenger RNA from Antrostomus carolinensis (chuck-will's-widow), 117 nucleotides. RefSeq names its product RNA polymerase II, I and III subunit E (gene POLR2E). Gene Ontology annotation, molecular function: DNA binding; DNA-directed RNA polymerase activity. The transcript has 2 exons. Gene Ontology annotation, biological process: DNA-templated transcription. The record is from RefSeq and is a predicted model, not a curated record. The annotation marks the transcript as partial. NCBI's taxonomy places the organism in Eukaryota, Metazoa, Chordata, Aves, Caprimulgiformes, Caprimulgidae.